This is a messenger RNA of Haliotis rubra (blacklip abalone), 7546 nucleotides long. RefSeq lists its product as uncharacterized. Bases 1226 to 4711 code for a protein of 1161 amino acids. The record is from RefSeq and is a predicted model, not a curated record. Lineage: Eukaryota; Metazoa; Mollusca; Gastropoda; Lepetellida; Haliotidae. The transcript is spliced from 18 exons.
CCUACCUGGAAAGAGUGUCCAUCCAGGAUUCGAUAACUGGUCUUGUGGUGGAGACUCCCACAGUACGCUUGUCCAACUGCCAUAUCAACAACACAGAGAAAGUAGGCCUCACUGUCCAGACUGACACCAUUGACCUUGACCUGAACGGAACAGUUGUAGAACAUGGGCAGUCAACAGGUAUAUUGGCUAAAGUAACUAAAGCUUUCCGUCUCAGGAAUGGCACAACACAACACAAUCACGGAAGUGGAAUUGUCUUAUUUGGGACAUCGGCUCCUACAACGGUUGAAACAAUGAACAUCGUUAAUAACAGUCUUCAUGGUUUGGAAACACAGGUGACUAAACAUAUCAACAAAGGAGUGUUACACAUAAAGAGCAACAGAUUUGUGGAUCAUGGCUUGGGAGGCUCGGGCCUUCAACUGCAUUACACAUCAGUGUCGAAUACCAAGGUGUACGUGGAACAGAAUUCAUUUAGUAAUAAUGUUAAGUCCAUGGAUGCCAGAGUGGGGAGUACGUAUUAUCGUUACAGUGAAAACAGUUGCGUCAUCAAGGGGAACAUAUUCAAAUCAACUGGUCAAGUAUCAGCGUAUUCAGGAAACCUAGCAUCUCUUUACAUUGAAGACAACUCUUUCAAGAGUUCAUUUGGUGGGGACAAAUGUUUCCUGAAUGUGGAGGUGGAUGAUACAAGAGGUGGUGACAAAGUUCAAAAUAUCAGUCUGUCAACCAAUAGUUUCCAAAAUAUCACAGGUCGAUGUGUUGUUUAUGUAAAAUCAACAAAAUUUGAAUUUAAUGGGACGCUCACUUAUAACCAGAUAUUCAGUUCCCCCACCGAUGAAGGGACAGUCUUGUUAGACUCGAAAAACGUUAGUCUCUAUUAUAACACGUUUGAUAACCCGAGAGCUGAUUACGAACUAAAGAUCCUGUUAACUGGAGAGGAGCAGAUUAAUGCUGAACACAACUGGUGGGGAAGUGCUGAUCCAGCCAUUGCCGGACAACGGAUUCUACACAAGGAUCUUGACCAGAGGCUCCUCAAGGUGGACUACCUUCCACUUCUCACUGAUCAGAAUUUCGACUGUUCAGAGGUGCAGAACUGCAGUGAUAAGGGUGAAUGUGUUCGGCCAAAUGGGUGCAGAUGUGACGAAGGUUGGGCUGGAGUGGAUUGUUCUGACUUCGACUGUUCUGGUGUUAGCAGUUGUAAUGGAAAUGGUUUGUGUAAGGGGCCAAACCAAUGCGAUUGUUCUCUGGGAUGGGAGGGCCAUCCUGUGUCAUUGCCACAUGCCAUGAAGUAAAUGACUGUGGUGGAAAUGAAAGAGGAUAUUGUGUGUUGCCUGAGAGUUGUACAUGUUUUCCCCAGUAUAGCGGAACUGACUGCUCCAAGUGUGCACCCUUACGAUGGGGAGACCGUUGCCUUCCUUGUCCUCAGUGCAACCAUGGAUACUGCAACCUCACAAAUGGCAACUGUGAUUGCGUUGCUGACAACUGGUCAGGCGAUUUGUGCGACACGUGCAGUGAGACGUUUUAUGGCCCCAACUGUCUUCCAUACACAAAUGUCCUGAACAUCAUCCCAAGCUCUGGCCCUGACACUGGAGGAACAGACGUGCACAUCUGGGGACACAACUUCCCAGAGACAGACAACAAUAUCUUCUACUGUAGAUUCGACUCCACAGUGGUCAAUGGCACGCGCAUGUCGAAGGAACACGUCAUGUGUAGGAAUGCUCAGCAUCAAGCAGGCAGUAUAACUGUGGAGAUUUCUCCUGAUGGGCUACAGUUUACUCGAAAUCAGACAUCAUUUACGUACUAUGAAGUUUGUCCACCCGGAGCCUGUGGGAAGACGGAAAGCCCUCCUCAUGGCCACUGCCUCUAUGGAGGAUGCAUAUGUAUCCUGCCCUGGUCAGGUCAGGACUGCAGCGUCGAGCUGAAGGCACCAGUUAUCUCCUUCUUUGAAAAGAUGCAGGUUGCUGCUGAAGGAAAUAAAUAUCAACUUCAAUUAACACUCAUUCAGGGCAAUGCUCCAAUUGAUUGGUACAUAUAUGGAGCCCCUUCUGGAAUGACAAUUGACCAAAAGACCGGGCUCAUCUUCUGGGAGAGGACAGUAGCCAGUGUCCAGACGUAUAUCAUCAACGUCAGAGCAUCCAACCGUAUAGGACGUUCUGAGGUCCAGUGGUCACUGAAAGUCCAGCUGUCAUAUAACAUCACAAUAGAGGAUGUGACACCCAGCGGGGUUCUUCAUGUUCCGAAAACCAUCCAAAUCAGAGGAAUGGUCACUUAUUUUAGUGGAACCUCUCAAUCUUUGAUUGCUUUUGUGGAUGUUAAGGUACGAAAUAAAGGCAGAAUCACAACGAUGUCCAUUGUGACAUCCCCGAGGAACAGGGAACGUUUUGAAGCAGUGUACUUCCCUAAAGCUGGUGACAGUGGACUGUUUGAAGUGGAUGGCCGCCAUCCAUCCGAUAAUGGGUUCACUCCUCAGAAAUCCUGGAGUGUGUUGGGGAUGAUGUGUGUGCCAGGAUAUGUGAAUAGACAAGCCUACUUGGACACGGACGUGGUGGAGAUGCGGGGUGUUUCUGUACUCAAGAAUGAUGGCGUCAAUAGGAUCAGUAAUAUCACAGCCAGAGUAGAAGGCAUUGGUGGUCCAUUAUCAUCUGUAGUUGUGAGAGCUGGAAACAGACUUUCAAGCGAUGGUUCUCAACCACUUAUAGUAUUCUUGGAUACAGAUUCUGAAGUGUCCAUAGAUGUGAUCCUCACAGUAUCUCAUCCCCUCCGUGGUGUUAUUGCUGUUGUGUUCAGUACACCCGAUGGCACCACAGCCAGAGUUAGGAUAGGAUUGCAGCUGAAUGUCCGAAAACCUGCUCUGGUCCUCUCGCCAUCAUCUCUGUCAGAUAGUGUUCCCAGAGGAACACAGAAGACGUUCCAGAUUAAUAUCAAGAACGAAGGCGAGGUCACCGCUAAAUCAAGAGUAACACUACCUUCAGAACCAAGACUUACGAUGUCUGCAUACUCUACAACAACUACAACAGCUUCAGAAGAUGGCCUUGACCUACACCCAAAUGAGACGGCCAUCUUGGUCCUGACAGUCACGACUGGCGCAACUGACAGUCUAGGCCAGUUUAGUGGCAGCGUAGCCCUGAACUCGGAUCUGUCUUCUGCUAAAGAAGAUACACGGAACAGAAAAAUAACCAAUAAUCAAACAGAGUUUGUGGUGUUUGAGGAUGUGCAUGAAGAUCGAUACACGCUGACUGCCACCGCUCCUGGACAUGGGUCCUACUCGGCUGUGAUCAUUGCCAAACCCUCAGACCCCUCCAUCACCGUCUUCCUGCAGAGAGUUGCUGUAAAGUACACGUGGACUGUCACCCCCACAACCUUUCAGGACAAAUACAUAGUCACUCUGGAUUCUACCUUUGAAACACAGGUACCUAUGCCUGUUGUCACCGUGGAACCAGCCAGCCUGAAUCUGAUUCCUUAUGAGGAAGGGAAGAAGGACGUGAUCAAUUUCAACAUCACCAAUCACGGCCUGAUCAGGGCAGACAAUGUCAGGUUUGCUCUGCCAAGUCAUCCGACAUUGAUCUUUACACAGACAAUAGAUCCGAUAGGAGACGUAGCGGCAAACACAAGCAUCAUUGUUCCAGUCUUGGUUAAACUGAAGCCUCGAGUGAAGAGGAACCUAGGCACAUCGGCAUGUGGUUUGAAAAUGCUUUACGAUUACUUUUGUGGUGGUACAAGAACUGGAGGCCAGGACAUCACUCUGACAAGGGUGUAUCCAGGACGCCCUCCCUUGCCCUGUGGAGGUGGAGGUAGUCGAAGAAGGGGAGGAGGAGGAGGAGGAGGAGGAGGUUAUGUUGGAAUAUCAGGUACUGGUGGUGGUGGGUCAUCUCCAUCUAGUUCAGUUGUUGUCUACAAUCCCGUGACUCCACUCACCUGUAACUGUGCUGGGACGCUCAUCAAGACGUGUGCUUUGGGUUUUCAUCCAAUUGCUGGAUGCGCCGUAGCAGUGACAGGUUUUGCUGGUGCCAGUGGCUUCUGGGGAUUUGCUAAAGCAAUCUUUGACUUUGCUACUGCAUGCGUCCUCCCUGUCGUGUGUCCUCAGUGUGCUCUAGGUCUUACUUUGUGGCAAGCUGUUGUGUGCAUAUAUGAAAUGAACAGAGACUGUAGCUCAAACCGACGUCGACGUGCUACAAAUGGGGAGAUCAUCCAAGGAGUGGUGAACAGUAACGUUGCCCUCAGGAACUACAUGAUAAUGUUGGAGGAAGUCUUUGGAGGACAAGAAAUGUUCGGUGUGUAUGAUAACAGUUGGAUGUCUUCCUUCAACCUAGCCCUGGCUGAUGAUAGUGCAGGGGGAAGCUCUCUCUCCUCUAGUGAGAUAGCAUCCAUUGUUGCUUCAAUGAACUCCACGCAGGGGGUGAUCGUAGAGAAGUUCCUGCUCAGGUGGAACAAAACAAUGACAGCUUGGGAGGACGGAACACUCACUUCCCUUGGCCCUAAAGACAAUGUCAUUGCAUAUAAUGUCAUCAUGUCGAGAUUUCCGCAAUUUAAGACAGACACGGAAAAUGCCAAACAAAGAGGAUUUGACUCCAUAUAUUUGAUGACUUUGGAAAUGCAGUCAAUGCCUAUCAAGAAAAAGAAAAGAAGGGUGGGAGCGAUGAUGGAGUGUGUGCCAAGGUUCGAGUACGUAUUGUGCAAGAACUGGUCCUCACCCGAGAUGCCUUCACUGCUCGUUUAGAGAUAGAAAAUGGAGAACAAUCAGCCCUGGAUAGCAUUCGGGUCACCGUAAACAUAAGGGCAACAUAUGGCGCUGGAACAUCAGCUAAUGACAAAUUUUCAGUUGGAACCCCAACUUUGGUGGGUCUUACUGGAGUUGAUGGUACAGGCAGGCUGGAGACAGACGUGUCAGGUACAGCAGAAUGGCUGAUCAUCCCCUACUCCACAGCAGCAGUCAAGGAAGACACCCUCUAUGAUGUCGGCGGGACUCUUUCCUACACAGUUGAUGGCUCCAACUUCUCCAUCCCUCUCCUGCCAGACACUAUCACAGUUAAACCAAAUCCCAGCCUCACCGUCAACUACUUCCAGGAGAAAUACGUCCAGGGUGAUGACCCGAUGACUUCAAACGUGACGGAGCCAGUUGUUCCCUUCACACUGGCAGUCAUGGUCACCAAUGAAGCCUACGGUGUAGCCCGCCAGCUGAAGAUAACCUCCGCACAGCCAGAGAUCAUUGAAAAUGAAAAGGGAUUGUUGGUCACUUUCAAGAUAAUUGGAGCGCAGCUGGAUGGAAAUCCUGUCAGCCCUUCUCUGUCUAUAGACUUUGGAGAUAUUGAAUCCUUCGAGACCAAGACUGCUCGCUGGUUUCUAACAUCAAGUCUAAUGGGGACAUUUUACAACUACACAGCUACGUUUGAGAACAUUAACCCCCUGGGUGAUCCUCAGUUAUCCAUAAUGGAAGACCUUGGAUAUCACGAGUUGGUCCAUCUGGUGAGACUCGAGUCUACAAAUGACACAAAAGAUGACUUUCUGGUUAAUGAUAUCAUAGAUGAGGAUGAAAUGCCUGAUGCAGUUUUUGACAGUUCAAAUGGACUUGAUUCGAUUCCAGUGAGUUCAUCUAAUGUUACGGCCUUCAGUUUACGAAGAACCGAGACUGUUAGAACCAGGACGUAUACUUACGUAGGCCUGACUGUUAUGAUGUCAAAGCGUCCCUCCACAAUCUAUGCCUACACUCGCCUGGUGAACAACGUGACAAGAGACAGUGUUGACUGAAACACUCCUGCAGGUUACCAGAGAUGAUGGGAAGGAUGUCAUGGUAGGACCUAAUGCCUGGCAGACAUCCCACUACCAUGAUAAGUUUUAUUUACAUAUAUUUGACCACUACAAGAACAUUACUGAAUCAACCAAUAUCUCUUAUUCACUGGUUUUUGGGCCAAAAAAUAUGUACAAGCCGAUAUUUACUGAGGGUAUUUACGAGAUAUUCGUUACAUUUGGUCAGCUACCCGGUCCCAUUCUUGCAGUUAAAGCAACGGAUAAAGAUGUCAACACGCAAGUGCGCUACAGUCUUGAUAGAUCAUCUGUGUUUGCUAUAGAUGAACUGUCUGGAGAAGUCCGAAGCAUUGAACCCCUCACAAAUAUGCUGUAUGAAUUGACUGUGACAGUAACUGAUGAUGGCAUCCCCUCCUUGAGUAGUUCAGCAAAGGUUGUGGUGAGGGUUGGAGACUUCAGCAGGUCGUCGUCCACCUCAACACCAACGACAGUUUCAACCUCUACUGACGAAUCUUCAGUAACAGGAAUUUCAGUCGGUAGAUCCACUUCCCAGGUUUCAGGAGGGACAUCUGCUGUGACUGUACCGGUUAACGUUUCAACCACCACGUCACCUACCACGUCAAUCGCCACGUCAAUCACCACGUCACCCACCAGCAUUACAGCUUCGUCCACGAACAACACAAAUGCUGUAGAUACAUCCUCUCCAACUAUGGACACGGUUUCAUCAUCCUCGUUCAGCAACAUAUCAACAGGCUCUGGUUUUAACAGCUCAGUUACUUCAGGCUCGAGUUCUGUUCCCACUCCCACUGGCACAACCGUGUCAACAUCCGGGGCAACAAACAACCUGUCCCGAGUUUGGACUUUGGUUGUAGCGGGAAUAAUGAUGUAUACAACAUACAUAUCAUUGUGAACAUUCGAUUUGUCCCUUUUGUAUUUCAUAUUCGGGGGGAGCAUGUGAACAUCCAUAUUAAAUCUGAGCAUCUUUUUUAUGUUUCUUCUAAAGACACUAGAUUUGUAUGAUGAACCUGUAAGACAAAGAUUGCUGCCCUAGCAUACUUGUGUUCAUAGAAUGUCGACACUACUAUUGUCUUAGGAUCAGGUUCCCUUGUAGUUGUAGCUGCAAAUGUUUCUUUGUAUACAAAGACUGUAUAAUAGUCACAUAAUGACAUGCACCACGAUCAAUAAUAAUCAGAUUAUAUAGAGAAUUAUAAAACAUCUCAAGAAACAGGCAUUUGAUAUAUAGAAGAGUUAUAUCACAUGGACUUUUAUUAUCCUGCUUUACUUUUUAUAUUGCAAGAUGUGCAUAACAAUUUCGAGCUUCUCAUAUUCAUAAUUAACCACAGCUGAGCGACGACUGUAGGUAAAUUAUCCUUAAAACAGCAGUACGUCAUCCUUCACUAAAUAACAGUUUGACUGACAGUUUGGACAGUUUGUGUUAUUACUCUCAUAUACAUUUUACAAGCCUUUACUGGACACGUUUACUACCCUGUACGGUGAAGUUCACUAAGCUUGAGACUAAGCUUUUUAUACGUAUAUAUAUAUAUUUUUAUAUUUUAAUAAGAAUGAUAAUGUAUAUAUUUAACAGGGUUCUACGUGAACUCAUUGUUGGUUUUGUCAGAACUAUAUCGCGGUCGGGGUACAUCAUGUUACAUUGUAUGAAUUCUUACUGUAAUAUUAUCGUUUUUAUGUAUUUUCUCAAAAUGCACAGAAGACAUAAUUUCAUUGUAUAAUAAUUAAUAUUAAAUGAAAACAAGCAUUGCUUUGACUCAUGAUGUAUAUGUGAAUAAAUGGCUUUUUUUAGAAAACUCAA